GGCCCCGGCGCGUGGCUGGGCGCUCAGCCGGCGCCGGAAGCGGCUCUGCGGGCAGGUGGGAUAAGGCGCAGGUGUAGCCACCAUGAGUGAUCCUCGGGGGACCAGGCGGAUCCUAGUGACUGGGGGCUCAGGGCUGGUGGGCAGAGCCAUCCAGAAGGUGGUAGAAGAUGGAGCCAGGCUGCCCGGAGAGGACUGGGUGUUUGUCUCCUCCAAGGAUGCCGAUCUCACGGAUGCUGCACAGACCCGAGCGCUGUUUGAACAGGUCCAGCCCACACAUGUCGUCCAUCUUGCUGCAAUGGUGGGGGGCCUGUUCCGGAAUAUCAAAUACAAUUUGGACUUCUGGAGGAAAAACAUACACAUCAAUGAUAAUGUGCUACACUCGGCCUUCGAGGUGGGCGUGCGCAAGGUGGUCUCCUGCCUGUCCACCUGCAUCUUCCCAGACAAGACCACCUACCCCAUCGAUGAGACCAUGAUUCACAAUGGGCCGCCGCACAGCAGCAAUUUUGGCUACUCUUACGCCAAGAGGAUGAUCGACGUGCAGAACAGAGCCUACUUCCAGCAGCAUGGCUGCACCUUCACCGCUGUAAUCCCCACCAAUGUCUUCGGGCCCCACGACAACUUCAGUAUCGAGGACGGCCAUGUACUGCCCGGCCUCAUCCACAAGGUGCACCUGGCCAAGAGCAGCGGCUCAGCCUUGACGGUGUGGGGCACAGGGAGGCCCCGGAGGCAGUUCAUCUACUCACUGGACCUGGCCCGGCUCUUUAUCUGGGCCCUGCGGGAGUACGAUGAGGUGGAGCCCAUCAUCCUGUCAGUGGGUGAGGAGGAUGAGGUGUCCAUCCAGGAGGCAGCGGAGGCCGUGGUGGAGGCCAUGGACUUCCAUGGGGAGGUCACUUUUGAUACAACCAAGUCAGAUGGGCAGUUUAAGAAGACAGCCAGUAAUGCCAAGCUGCGGGCCUACCUGCCCGAUUUCCAGUUCACACCCUUCAAGCAGGGAAGAUUCUUUACACUGAGCCACCUGGGAAGCCCGCUGAAGAAUUUAGAACGUGCCAAAGUAGAGUUUAAAGAAAAUAACAAAAUUUUUUAAAAUGCAAUCUUAAAAGCUGCAAUCUAAGCUUAUUUUUCCUAAGUCAAUAAAAAAUUACAAGCACACCCCACACCCACCCUCCCCCUCUCAGUCUCUAAGGUGCUUCCUGUCCCCAGCCACACACUUUCUCCCUUAGAACCAACUAGAGAGGCCAGGUCUCUCCUGGGGAACACCUCAGGAAGGUCUCCCCUGCCUCCCUACAUAGCUCCCUGAGAGGCUCUCAGAAACCAAAACCCAGGCUGACCUGAGGAGCUUCUUUAACAGCAAAGCCGCAGACCGCUGCUCCCACGUUUCACUGGCUGCGUCAAUUUUAUGCUGUCACUCGGACCCACUGCAACUUGGGGGAAAGCUGACCACAAGCCGGGACCAGGCAGCCCUGUCCCCCACACCCGACUGCUCACAGGCUCCAAACAGAACCAGUGCGCGCUGUUUCCACCCAGAAACCGGCCCGAGGCCGGCAGAGUCCCACUCGCUAGCUACUGAUAAGCGGAAGUCCGGAUUCUGGCUGCCAGGAGUUUCAUCAGAAUCUGCUCAGCCGCCGCCUCCUGGAAGCUCAGCUGGCCGGUGUCCAUCAGUGCUUUCCCAUUGGCCCCGCGAGGGACCCCAUCCCACAGCAGCCUCCACCCUUUCCGACCCUUCGCUUGUAAAUGGACCCUCUCAAGUUGCUACUUGCGAAAUCCACACACCAGUGGAGCACCGAGGUACACAACCGGCCAGAGUACCGGACGCUUCGCGCGGCGCCGCGCCUCGUCCCUCGCGGCACUACGCACCGCACGGAAACC
Molecule: messenger RNA, 1866 nt
Organism: Odocoileus virginianus texanus
Lineage: Eukaryota; Metazoa; Chordata; Mammalia; Artiodactyla; Cervidae
Gene: GFUS
Product: GDP-L-fucose synthase
Biological process (GO): nucleotide-sugar biosynthetic process
Molecular function (GO): GDP-L-fucose synthase activity
Source: RefSeq, a predicted model, not a curated record